AAUGGAAGAAGAUAAACAUUUUAGGUGGGGAGUGAUGGAAGAAGGAGGGUGGAGAAAGGGCCCUUGGACUGCUGAAGAAGAUGGCCUCCUCAUUCAAUAUGUCAAUCUGCAUGGUGAAGGAAGAUGGAACUCUGUUUGCAAGCUUGCAGGAUUGAAAAGGAAUGGGAAGAGUUGCAGGUUGAGGUGGGUGAAUUACUUGAGGCCAGACCUUAAGAGAGGACAAAUCACCCCACAAGAAGAAACCAUAAUCUUGGAGCUACAUGCUAGGUGGGGAAACAGAUGGUCCACAAUAGCAAGAAGUUUGCCUGGUAGAACUGAUAACGAGAUCAAGAACUAUUGGAGGACGCAUUUCAAGAAGAAGCCAAAGGCAUCCUCCGCAAGUAACAUUGACAAGGUGAGAGCACGACUCCUAAAGAAGCAACAAUUUCAGCAGCAGCAACAGUUUCAGCAACAACAACUAGCCAAUCAAAUGAACAUUAAGAGGAUGAUGUUGUUCCUUCUCGACGAAAAUGAUAACAGAUUGGCAUAUGUACCCAAUAAGCAAGACACAACCACCGCCACUUACCAGAACAACACGGUUUUCCAGGAACAUGGCCAACAGGAAAACAACAUCUUCAAUGGCUAUUACACAGAAGCAGUAACAGUACCCGAGCCAAGUGGUGAAGGCAUCUUGUGGGAUGGCUUGUGGGAGCUGAACGAUAUUCUUGCCAAUCAGAACACAACCUUAGGGUGCGACAAAGCUGUUGUCGCUGGCCUGGAUACUCCUUUCGAAUCCUCUCUUACUUUUUGA
Molecule: messenger RNA, 790 nt
Organism: Impatiens glandulifera
Lineage: Eukaryota; Viridiplantae; Streptophyta; Magnoliopsida; Ericales; Balsaminaceae
Product: MYB-like transcription factor EOBII
Exons: 3
Coding region: 2-790 (262 amino acids)
Biological process (GO): regulation of DNA-templated transcription
Cellular component (GO): nucleus
Molecular function (GO): sequence-specific DNA binding; DNA-binding transcription factor activity
Source: RefSeq, a predicted model, not a curated record